AUGAUUUUCGACCUACUAGGGCCAAUGGCUCCAGAUGCUGUGCCCAACCAAGAAGGUAUUAAACGUUAUUUUUUCGUACAAUCUUUUAGUUUUGCCUGUGUCGGUAUUGAUCCCACCUCAUUGGAAAGAACAAUUGUCAAUACUUAUAUGGCUUGGUGGCCAAUGAUGUCUCUGCUAUUUCUCUGUUUUCCCAUUGUCAUCUAUGCCAGUCAAUAUAUAACUGAUUUGGAUCUAGUAACGGAUGCUUUAUCGCCCAUUUGGCAAGCAAGUUUGGCUAUUAUGAAAUUAAUGUAUUUUAUUUGGAAUAAGGAGAAAAUUAUCAAAUUAGUGCGUAGAAUAUGGCUAAUGAAUGUGAAGGUGGUUUUUACAACGGGAGUAUUGGCUUUGGUUUCACCCUUUGUUAUAGCAUUUUUCUAUCAUCUAAAGGGACUAGGAUUUCGUGAGAAUUUGGGUCCUCCCCUAAAAGCAGCUUACUUUCCGGAUACUAAAAGCCAUUUGGGUUAUGCUAUUGCAUAUCUGUGGAAUGUAUCUGGUAUUUAUUUUGUAAUCAAUGGAAAUCUCGCCAUUGAUUCGUUAUACUCUUGGUUCAUGCACAAUGUGGUGGCACAAUUUCGCAUUCUCAAAUUACACUUUAAAAGCGAUGCCAAUACGGUUCGUCAUCGCGGAGAUGAAGAGGAAUUUCGCCAGCUAAUAGUUGAUCGUAUAAAACAUCAUCGUCGUGUUAUUGAGUUGGAGGAAAAUUUCAAUGAUGUCUAUAAGAUUAUAGUUUUCAUAAAAUUCACCAUUAGUUUUAUACAAAUUGCUUUCCUGGCCUAUCAAUUUGCCCGGGGACGUGAACUUUCUGCCCAGUUAUUUCAUCUAUUCUUUUUGAUAUCGGUUUCAAUGCAGUUGAUAUUGUAUUGUAAUGGUGGGCAACGGAUUAAAGAUGAGAGUACUUCGGUGGCGGUUUUCAUUUAUGAUUAUUUCAAAUGGCAUGAUUUGAGUAUUAAAACUAAAAAGCUAUUACUUUUGCCCCUGAUGAGAGCUCAGAAACCCUGUAUUGUGACUGGAGUGUUCUUUGAAGCCGACUUGAGUUUAUUUUUAUGGAAAAAAAUGCGUCUACUACUUAAACCCAAAUCUGCAGCAGAUGCCCUACCGCCACAAUAUGGUUUAAAAACAUAUUUUGUAGUGCAAAACUUCGCUUUCAAUUGUAUGGGUAUCGAUGUGACAUCACAGAAUAGAACUAUAUUUAAUCCAUUCAUAAACUGGAUCUCCAUGGCUUUACUAAUGACUCUUUGCGUAUUUAUGUUUAUGUAUGCUGCUGAAUAUCGACAUGAUAUGGACUUGAUGACCGAUAUAUUGGCACCAUUUUGGCAAGCUGUCUUGGCUUUAAUAAAAAUGUGGGUUUUUGUCUGGAAUAAGAAGAGAGUAGUGAAAUUAGUGCGUCAUAUAUGGUUGUGGAAUUUGGAAGGUCGCGCUGAUGAGUUGGAUAUCAUAAUAGACGAAAAUCGUAAAGAUUAUUUUUAUUCUAAAUUAUUUUUUCGCUUUGUUAUGGCCACUGUAGUAAUGGCGUUUUUGUCACCAAUUUUAGUGGCAUUUUUCUAUUAUUUAAAGGGUCAAGGAUUUAUGGAUAAUCUCGAUCCGCCUUUAAAGGCAGGCGUAAGUAGUUUUAUUUGGGUAACAUAUUACAUUGCCAUGGAUCCAAAAUCAUACAAUGGAUACAUUUUGAUCUAUAUUUGGAAUAUAAUAUCAGUUUGUUAUAUUUCAAAUGGUGCAAUAGCAAAUGAUACAUUAUUUUCCUGGAUUGCCCACAAUGUAACGGCACAAUUUCGCAUUUUAAAUUUGCGCUUCAAAAAGACAGCAAAUUCUUUAAGAAAACCGGGUGAUGAACGCGAAUUCAUAAGAUCUAUUACACAACACAUUAAAUAUCAUCAUCGUGUUAUAGAAUUAGCCAAUAAUUUCAAUGAUGUUUUCAUGGUGACGGUAUUCUUCAAAUAUACCAUUAGCUUUUUGCAAAUUGCCUGUUUGAUAUUUACAAUUGCUCGUGGUGGUGAACUGGCAACAUUGGUAUUUCAUAUAGUGUUUUUAAUAGCAGUUUCCAUACAGCUGAUGAUGUAUUGCCUUGGGGGCCAGAAGAUAAUAGAUGGGAGUACCUCCGUAGCAGUCUCCAUUUAUGAGUAUUUCCAAUGGCACGAUAUGAGCAUCAAAUCUAAAAAGUUAUUGCUUUUAUCCAUAAUGAGAGCCCAAAAACCUUGUAAUUUAACGGGUGUUUUCUUUGUGGCCGAUUUACCUUUAUUUUUAUGGGUCUUAAAAACAUCUGGUUCUAUGUUUACCAUGCUGAAAUCAAUGGAAGCUUAA
Lucilia sericata (common green bottle fly) is the source of this 2337-nucleotide messenger RNA. RefSeq lists its product as uncharacterized. Bases 1 to 2337 code for a protein of 778 amino acids. Gene Ontology annotation, biological process: sensory perception of smell; detection of chemical stimulus involved in sensory perception of smell. Gene Ontology annotation, molecular function: olfactory receptor activity; odorant binding. Gene Ontology annotation, cellular component: plasma membrane. Lineage: Eukaryota; Metazoa; Arthropoda; Insecta; Diptera; Calliphoridae. The record is from RefSeq and is a predicted model, not a curated record. The transcript is spliced from 10 exons.